AUGGCAGCGCCAAUGGACCAGAGAAUAGCAGUGCCGGUGGACGAUCCAAAUGCUGAUACAGAAUGGAACGAGAUCCUCCGCAAGCAUGGCGUCAUCCCCGAGAAGCCGCCAAGCCCGACCCCCAUGAUCGAGGAGGCCAUUCUCGAGGGCCGGCGCCUCGCACACGAGAACCGCCUCGAGGGCAAAGACCUGGACGAGCUCGACGAGUUUGAGGACCUGGAAGACGAGGAGUUCCUCAAUGCGUACCGCCAGCAGCGCAUGCAGGAGCUGCACGCCCUCCAGAAAACGGCUGUCCACGGCAGCGUCUACCCAAUCUCCAAGCCCGAGUACAACCGCGAAGUGACGGAGGCGUCGAAGCAGGACGGCCGCGCCGGCACAGGACAAGGAUCGCCCGUGUUUGUGAACCUCAUGUCGUCGACGGGCACCAACGUCGAGUCGCGCGUGCUCUCUGAGCUGUUCCGCCAGGCCGCGACCGAGUACGGCGAGGUUAAAUUCUGCGAGAUGCGGGCCGACCAGGCCAUCGAGGGCUAUCCGGAGCGCAACUGUCCGACCAUUCUCGUGUACCGCAACGGCGACAUUGCCAAGCAGAUUGUGACCCUGGCCAUGGUGGGCGGCGUCAAGAUGAGCAUGCUGGACAUCGAUGCACUUCUGGUCGAGGUGGGCGCGGUUGCGGACAAUGACAUGCGCGUGCUGAAGCGGCGGCGAGAAGCUGAAGAUGCCGCGGAGGAGCGCAUCAUGGCCGGCGCCAACAAGUCGAUCAAGACGAGCCGAGACCAUCGGAGAAACGACGACGACGACGAUGACGACUGGGACUGA
Messenger RNA from Sporothrix brasiliensis 5110, 816 nucleotides. RefSeq lists its product as uncharacterized. The record is from RefSeq and is a predicted model, not a curated record. Bases 1 to 816 code for a protein of 271 amino acids. The transcript is spliced from 2 exons. Gene Ontology annotation, biological process: protein folding. Gene Ontology annotation, cellular component: cytoplasm. Lineage: Eukaryota; Fungi; Ascomycota; Sordariomycetes; Ophiostomatales; Ophiostomataceae.